This is a messenger RNA of Schistosoma intercalatum, 2682 nucleotides long. Lineage: Eukaryota; Metazoa; Platyhelminthes; Trematoda; Strigeidida; Schistosomatidae. The record is from the annotation of a GenBank genome assembly.
AUGGCUUAUGAGAUCUCUGUUCCUGAUGCGUAUAGGUAUAGAACGAUUUUCGAUCAACUUCAGCCAACCUAUGGGAAAUUAUCUGGGGAAAAAAUUAGAGAGGUAUUUUUAAAGUUUCAGUUACCAGUUGAAACUCUUGGAAAAAUAUGGGACCUUUCAGAUAUUGAUAAUGAUGGUAGUCUAGAUCAGAGCGAGUUCAUUGUUGCUAUGCAUUUGGUCCAUCAAUCACUGGAGGGUAAAAUAUUACCGGACAAACUACCAAAGAAUUUAGUUCCUCCUGACAAAGAACAUUAUUUUUCAAACUCUACGUCUAUUAAUAAUUCCAUGUUGUGUUUACCGCCUAUUACUAGUGAUGCUGAUUUUAAUUUGGCACUAGUCCCUGUGCAGUCUACAUCAGAAUUAAAUCCAAAACAGAGUACUGGAUAUUUAUCAGCGCUUGUAUCCGCUUUUCCAACCAGUGAAACAUUAACUACACAGUCAACUCAUACAACUCCCACUGUUUGGGCUCUGUCUAGUCAUCAACCUUAUCUUCAGUCGUAUAAUUUUCCAGAAUGGGCUAUUUCAGCAGACGAACAUGCAAAAAAUCUGAGAGUUUUUGCUGCCCUAGAUAUGGAUGCUGAUGGGUUAGUUUCAGGCCCUGAAGUGAGAGAUAUUCUGAUGCGAUCCGGUUUACCUCAAGAUGUUCUUGCUCAUAUAUGGGAGCUGGUUGAUAUACAAAAUACUGGUUUGUUAAACAGUGAACAGUUUACAGUGGCUAUGCAUUUGGCAACGGAACAGUUAUCUGCGGGCUUAUCUAAUCGUACCCUUCCUAAUGUACUUCCACCCGCUUUACAUCCACCAAGUUUGCGCCCUAUUCCUCCAGAUCCGUCUAUUUAUGAAGAAUCUAACAAAUUAAUUGUAGAAAUAGAAGCAUUAAGCCGUGAAAAAUCUGCAGUAGAAUCUGAUUAUGUUUCUAUGGCCAAAGAUUCUCAACGUCGAGCAUCAGAAGCCACUGCAAAACAGCGUACAAUUGAUACCCUUAAUCAUACAAUUCGUAAUCUAGCUAAUCAACGUGUGGAAGCCGAACGUCGACUAGGCGAUUAUAGUCGUGAAAAAGAUACGUUAGAAAAUGUGCUUAAUGAAAUCAAAAGUCAUGUCGUGAAUGAACGUCAAAAAGUUGAAGAAAUGCGUAUUAAAAUCAAUUGUCAACAAGCCUCAACGAAAAGUCAAAAAGAAGAAAUAGCUUGUUUACGUAAUGAGUUGAAUGAAUUAAUACGAGAGGAAGCGAUGUUACAAGAUAAAAUAAUUGAAAACCAACGCCGUUUAGAACAAAUUGAAAAGGAAAACCGUUUAGCCCAGUCUCGCGUAGAUCAAACUAACAUUAAACUUGAAACAUUAGAAUCUACUCGUGGUCAAUUGUUAGAAGUGCUUGAACAAUAUAACGGUUUAUUAAAUGGUGAUGAAAAUAUCAAAGAACCAGAUGAGGCAAGGGUUAAGUCUCUGCUUUCUGAUGAGAGUGCAAAAGAUAGUUUAAGAAGUUUCGAUACAGGUCUUGAUGGUAUAAAUUGGCCAAAUAAUAAUGCGCCUUCUUUUACUACUGGUAUAUCAACUUUCUCAGCAUUUGAUAUGGCACGAAGCCAAACUGGUGCUCACUCUGUACCACUUCCAUUAAUGUCAAUGAAUACUGUAUCGGGUGGUGAUUGGAAGACGAAUGAAAGAGGUCUUCUAAAUUCUUCACUUGGAUUUCCAUUUCCUUACGAUCCUUUUGAUAGUAAUGAUCCUUUCAAAUCUUCUAAAACCAAUGAGUUUCAUAAAGAAUCUGUUGAGGAUCCAUUUGCUUUGUCAAGUACAAAUGAUCCAUUCAAGGAUUCCGAUCCAUUCGGUUUAGAUCCAUUUGGUUUAUCAUAUUUAAUGGCUAAGGAUAAAAAGUCUCCAAAUACUAUUGCCUCAGCAUUUGAUCCUUUUAAACCGGACAGCGUGUGUCCUACUGUACUUCCAGAAAAUUCAUUGAUUGGAGCUGAUUUCGAUGCUGUAUUUGGACCUUCCAACGGUGAGCUAUCGAACAUGACUGAUCCGUUUGGUAGUGAUCCAUUUACACCUUCAAGUACCUCAUUUAUGAUGAAUACAGGUAUGGGUAAUAACAGAGAAAUAAAGAAUCAUAUGAAUUCUGUAAAGAAGUCUCCACCACCUCGACCAAAAACUCAACCAACUCCUGGUAAAUCUAUUCGAGCUUUCAAAUCUGUGGAUGAUAAUUCUAAUUUUCCUACUUCAGUUCAUCCCGCUAACUUUGAUGGAGAUUUUACAGACUUUAAUAAUUCAUCAUCAUUAUCGUCAACAAUGGCUACUAUUCCAUCAAGAUAUCGUAAACAUUCAGUUAGUGGCGUUACUGGUGUUGGCGGUAGUAAUUCAAUUAAUCAGAAAUCAACAUUCACUCUAAAAUCGAAACCUUCUGGUAAAAGUAUAAAAAAGGAUCCACAAAAUUCCCCAUCAUCAUCUUCACCAUCAUUAAUAAAUAAAAUAAAGAAUAUGAAGUCUGCGAGUGGUGGCAGUGAUGUUCCGUUAUCUGAUGAAGCAAGACUCUCAUGGGCUAUCAUUGAAAGUCAACGUCUUGCACAAAUCGAGGAAGAAGCUCGGAAACAAGAAGAAGCUGAUCUUGAACUGGCACUUCGUCUAAGUAAACUAGAUUCAUCAAAUCGACAUUAA